Molecule: messenger RNA, 5731 nt
Organism: Cataglyphis hispanica
Lineage: Eukaryota; Metazoa; Arthropoda; Insecta; Hymenoptera; Formicidae
Product: collagen alpha-1(I) chain-like
Molecular function (GO): extracellular matrix structural constituent
Source: RefSeq, a predicted model, not a curated record
UCCCCUACAUCAUGCAGAGCAUCUGCUAAAUAGAUGGUACGUCGGUUACCACGAGUCUAGUCGCCCUCAGCCUCUCGAUAGAGGCGAAUCGGGAGAUUAGAAUCUGUAUUUACUUCGAUCUUCAGUACAGAGUCUAUAUUCUACCCCUGCGAAUAGAGAAACGCUCCUCGAUGAGGCGGCAGACUCUAGAUCUGGUCACGGGGCUCCUCGUGAUCCAGCUGCUGUUGCUGUCAGAUCAAGUAAAUACUGUGAGAAAUCGGCCCAGGAAACAACGGUCCAGGUCAGAACAACCGCAAUCGCAGCAACCUGUUACUGAUUACAAUUACGAUUAUUAUGAGAACUAUGACGAUUAUGAAGAAAAGAACGAGACCACGACAAUAUUGCCACCUCCUGCGAUACCAUCAUCAAAUAUACGAGUUUCGGGAUUGUCCACAUCGUCGAUAGAAAGUACUGCGUCUUCAUAUAGACCUGAAAAACCUACAGAUUUGCCAACUUCGACGACAACUUUAUUUGAGUUAGAGCAGACUAAUGCUACACCCGAACAGAAUCAUUCAGUUCCGUCCGCGGAAAUUUUACCGGGUGAAAGUAACAUAUACAGUUCUGUGGCUAUACCUGGCCCACGAGGUGAACCUGGUCGACCUGGAGAUGCUGGUCGUCCGGGUGAUGCAGGAUAUCCUGGACAACCCGGAAGUCCGGGAAUUCCAGGACCACCUGGUCUUCCAGGAGCUGUACCUGAUGUAUCUCUAUAUUAUCAACAAUUGGCUUUGUCUCAAGCGAAUCAAGAUAAAGGCCCAACAGGUGCAGCUGCAUCAUUGUAUGGACCAGAAGCAUAUCCUUAUAUUCAAGCGCAAGUAGGCCCCAUAGGUCCACGAGGUCCUCCAGGUCCAGCUGGUGCCCCGGGUCCUCAAGGUUUCCAAGGUGCACGCGGUGAAGCUGGUGAACCGGGACUUCCAGGUUCUCCUGGAACGCCAGGUCCUCGAGGCUUACCAGGACUACCCGGAAAAGACGGUACUAGUGGAGAAGACGGUGAAACCGGUCCGCCAGGAUCACCUGGUGCCGUGGGGCCACGAGGUCUUCCAGGUAUGCCCGGACUUCCAGGAAUAAAAGGCCAUCGUGGUUUUCCGGGUCUAGAUGGAGCAAAAGGUGAGCAAGGAGUUACUGGCGAAAAAGGAUCUAUGGGAACACCAGGACCAAUGGGGCCGAUAGGUCCAAUGGGUCCAGCGGGGCCGCGUGGUGAGAGAGGUAGAGAGGGUUCACCUGGCUCUCCUGGAUUGAGAGGUCUUGAUGGAGUUAUUGGACCGCCCGGGCCACCCGGUGCUGCGGGUAAACUUGGCUCACCAGGUUUUCCAGGCAUUCCUGGGCUUAAGGGUGAUCAAGGAUCACCAGGACCGAAAGGAAGUCAGGGUUUACAAGGCCCGCGAGGUGAAAGUGGUCGUCCAGGACAGCCUGGCGAGACGGGUCCGCAGGGUGUUAAGGGUAAAGAUGGGGUUCCCGGCGAGAAAGGAGAAAGCGGAGCGAUAGGACCAGUUGGUUUGCCUGGACUUCCGGGUGCUUUAGGUCAACCGGGAGCAUCGGGCAAUCCUGGUAUUCCUGGAGCCAAAGGAGCAGUUGGCUUUCCUGGUGAAAGGGGUUUUAAAGGUGAUUCUGGCGUGAAAGGUGACGCAGGAAUGCCCGGGCCGCGGGGACUUCCCGGACCUCCUGGAAACGAAGGCAAGAGAGGCAACAGAGGAAUGCGUGGACCAAUUGGUGCCGCGGGACCUCCUGGAGAACGCGGUGCACCUGGAAUGCGUGGGCUUCCUGGGCCGGAUGGUCCUAUCGGACCUCAUGGACAACCGGGUGAUCGUGGUCCAGCAGGAGCUAUUGGGCCGAAAGGAGCCACUGGGGAUCCUGGACGACCUGGACCGCCAGGAUUACAAGGUUUGCGCGGUUUGAUGGGUAGACCAGGAGCUCCUGGAAAACCGGGCAAUCCUGGCGAACGUGGAAUUCAAGGUGCAGAUGGCAAACUCGGAGAACAGGGUCCGCCUGGACCGCAAGGUCUAUCAGGACCAUUAGGAGCGCCAGGAGAGAGAGGAUAUCCCGGAGAACCAGGAAAAGACGGUGAGCCUGGUAAUCCGGGAUUACCCGGUCCAAGAGGAGAUACUGGUAAAGAAGGACCUCCGGGAGUACAGGGUCCACCAGGUCCAUCAGGAAACGACGGCGCGCGUGGUUCUCCGGGAUCAAUCGGGCCCAGAGGAUUUCAAGGUCUUCCAGGCGCCACUGGUAAUCCAGGCGUUCCAGGCAAAGACGGAGAACCGGGGAUACAAGGACCUCCCGGGUCGCCAGGAUUAGUCGGCAACAGAGGCGAGCGAGGAAUUCCAGGCGAAAGAGGACUUAUGGGACUUCCAGGACCUAUGGGUCCAAGAGGAGAAACUGGAGCUCAAGGCGUUGAUGGUCUUACUGGCUUACCAGGAUCUAAAGGAGAAAAAGGAAGUUUCGGUGCACCAGGAUUGUUAGGACUUCCUGGCACAAGAGGAUUACCUGGAGAAUCUGGUCAAAAAGGAGAAAGGGGAGCGCUCGGACAGGUUGGCCCUGAAGGUCCACCAGGACACAUUGGAGAACGUGGCUUGCAGGGAGAAGUUGGACCUCCCGGUCCUCCCGGGGAACCAGCGGAACGAGGUGAUCCGGGUCCACCUGGUCUUAUUGGCGAGCCCGGAGCGCCUGGCAAUCCAGGGGAAAGAGGUCUUCAAGGAUUGCAAGGCUCACCGGGUUUUCCAGGCCAACAAGGAUUAAUAGGACUUCCUGGUCUAAAGGGUGAUCGUGGAUAUCCGGGCUUAAAGGGAGAGCAAGGAAAUCCGGGACUAUCUGGCAGUCCGGGCGAAGCUGGACCACCCGGAUCUAUUGGACUUACCGGUGCUAAGGGAAUUAGAGGUGAACCGGGUACACGAGGUGAACCUGGCUUGAUGGGACCACCUGGUAUUGCGGGACAUGUCGGUCCAGCGGGCCCACCAGGAAAUAUAGGAUCAUCUGGUGCUCCAGGAUUGCCUGGUGCCAAGGGCAACGCAGGCGAUCCUGGGCGUCCUGGAAAUCCAGGUCCGAUCGGUAAUCCUGGUUUACCCGGAAUAGAUGGAAGUAAAGGCGAAAGUGGGUCUCCAGGUCCUCAAGGGCCUACCGGUCCUCAAGGAUCUCAAGGUCCACCCGGGAGAGGCUUGCCAGGCUUACCCGGCUCUCCUGGUUCUAUAGGAAACAGGGGAUUACGCGGGACGCCCGGUGAAAUAGGACAACCUGGAAAACCAGGUGCAGAAGGUCCACCCGGACCUUCCGGAUUAAUAGGCCCUCCUGGCCCGCCUGGUCAUGUGGGAGAAGCAGGACCGGAAGGACCAGUUGGAAAACCUGGACCACCGGGAAUAGGUGGUCGACCUGGUGAUAAGGGACCACCCGGAGUACCUGGUGCAGCAGGCCAGCCUGGUUCACCCGGAUUACCAGGGCCCCCUGGAUCUACAGGAUCUAUCGGACCUGCUGGAGAACGUGGUCCAAAAGGCGAAGCGGGACCGCAAGGAGUAGAAGGUCCACAGGGUCCACGAGGAAAACCUGGUCCACCAGGCCUCGAAGGCGCAAAGGGCGAUCGCGGAGAAGAGGGGCCGAAAGGGCUAAAAGGACAUCGCGGAUUCAAUGGUUUGCAAGGAUUGCCCGGAUCUCCUGGUUUACCAGGAGAAAAAGGUAUACCAGGUCUGCCAGGACUCCCUGGUAAAGAUGGGGAGCCAGGAAUUAGAGGUAGUCCUGGACGGGAAGGCAGCCCAGGACCUAUUGGGCCUGCCGGGAGUUCUGGACCAAGAGGUCCACCUGGAGAAGAAGGUCGUCAUGGCUCGCCGGGUCUUCCAGGACCUCCCGGACCACCCGGUCCUCCUGGUGAAGUUGGUUUUGGUUACGAUACCGCUUCUCUAGCAGCAUUUAUAGCACAAGGUCAAACUAAAGGACCAGAUCCACUUGGUGAUGAACCACCGAGAAUAUUUAAUAAAGAUAUUACUGAAGAAGAACGAAGAGAAUUGCUUAUGAAAGCAUAUGAAAAUUUAAAGUCAUCGUUUCAAAAAUUGAUAAAGCCAGAUGGUGAAAAGAAUUCACCGGCCAAAACCUGUCGAGAUCUAUUCAUUGCCUACCCGGAUAAAUUAUCUGGCGAAUAUUGGAUUGAUCCAAACGAAGGAGAUGUCCGAGACGCAAUUUUGGUGCAUUGUGAUGCUGAGAAACGUGCAACUUGUAUUUUACCGAGUCCCGCACGUUCACCAGAAAUUACUCACAUCACUGAUCAACAGGAAACCUGGCUGAGUGAGAUAGAUGGUGGCAUGAAGAUUACAUACAAAGCGGAUAACAAUCAGAUCAAUUUCUUGCAAUUGCUCUCGAAACAUGCGCAACAGAAUAUUACGUAUCACUGUAAAAACAGCGUCGCUUACUUCGAUUAUGAGCGAAAAACGUAUAGAAAGAGCUUAAAGCUACUAGCUUGGAAUGACGUUGAAUUGGUACCACGUGGCAAUCAACGUCUUAGGUACGAGAUGAUAACUGACGAGUGUAGGCUUCAUCAAAACCAUUGGGGUAAAACUAUAAUCUCAUAUGAGACAGAAAAACCCAUAAGACUUCCCAUCUUAGAUGUGGCUUUGCGAGAUAUCGGAAAACCCGAACAAAGCUUCUCCAUUGAAAUCGGCGCAGCUUGUUAUCAAUAAUACAAAGUUCAAUAAUACGAUACGAUAUUACGAUUGUCAUCUGACUAUGCCUACGAACUAUUCAUCAUUUUCCAUUGUAUAAUGUUAAGAAAAUGUCUUCCAAUGUAUCUUAAAGAGAUGAUAUGAUGAUAUAUGUUAAAAUUCCAUUCUUUACAAUAAAAUUAAUAAUUAAAUAUAUUUAACUACUGCGUAGUGGCUUGUAUAACUUGUGAUAUUGCUAUUUCUUACUCAAAUCCUCAAAUAGCGGAAGUAAUUUACAAAUACUUAACAAAAUUAUCUAUAAAUGAACUAUAUAUUACCUCUCUUAUAUUUUAAGAAAAAUGUGAAACUUAAUUGGAAAAAAUUGCGAUAACUAAAGACCGAUAUCAAACAAAUUUUAUCAGAGUGCUUGAAUAUUAUACACGAUUAUUAUCCACGACGAGCAGCAGAUAUCUAAGUGUAUAAAGAUAUUCGCGUAGUAACUUCGGAUUUAGUAUUAUAUCUGUAAAAUAUUUUAAGUCAAAAUAUUAUAUACGUAAUAAUAGAUAGAUUUUAUAUUUACGCGUCAUAUAUUAUUGCCACACGUUAUUGUCGCGACAUACAUACACAUACACAUACAUAUAUACAAUAUAUCAUGCGGAUAUUUAAGAAAAAUAAAAUUGUAUGUGCAUAAUUAAAGUUAUCGAUUCAAUAUACAUAUUUCAGCAUAAUAUUGGAAUAUUUUGUAGCGCGCAGUGUUUUUUUGCAAAAAUUUACAAUGCACAUACAUUUUACAAAAUAUUGCGUAACAUUUCGCAUUUAUUUUUCUAGUUAAAUCGUAAUUAAUAAAACGCGCGUACCGCAAGCCAUAUAUAUCCCUUAGCUAUGUCUCUGCAAUAACGAUAUUCUUUUUCUUUUUCUACCUUCGUUUUCUAUUGUCUCUUUUUAAAGUAUAAACGCAUAAGCUUAUUUUUUAUUUUCGGUACAGAAAGUAUAAAAAAUAUAAGAAAUAAGAAAAAAGAAUAGAUGAUAAAAAAUAUAAAAGUUAGACUAGAUAAAAAAAGAUCCGUUUUAUCUAUAAA